AUGGCGCGGUGGUUGUCAUUCUUUGCAGAAUACAACUUUACGGUCGAGUACAAACCAGGACGACUUAAUGUCGUCGCUGAUGCACUCUCACGUCGUCCCGACUUUGAACCAGUCGUGAAACCCGACAGUGAGACAGUCACUGUUGCGGUUAUGACGUCCUCAGUACCAUCUUCAACGUUGCAUGAUGAUGUGAGGCGGGCAUAUGCCCAAGAUGCCGUUUCUGGUGACACACCACGUGUUGUCAUUCCAGAUGAUAAUGAUCUGCGUUUGCGGAUCAUGUUCGAGUAUCACGAUGCUCCUAUAGGAGGACAUCGUGGCCGGGAGAAAACAUAUCUCACGGUGAGUCGAGACUUUUACUGGCCCCGCCAGUAUCAGCUUGUGCGAAACCUCUACCCGUUCCGGCAGAGUGCUGGGAAUCCAUCUCAAUGGAAUUUGUCUUCGGGUAACCCAAAGACGCACGCGGGAAUACGGGCAUUCUCGUAUUUGUUGACGGAUUCAGCAAAAUGGUACACCUUGUGGCUGUACCAGAGUCAAUCACGGCAAGUGGCUGUGCUUGUGUCUUUAUCGACACCAUCUUCUGACUUCAUGGGUUACCCCGUGUACUCGUAUCAGACAGAGAUCCACGCUUCACUGCUGAUUUCUGGUGUUCCGUGUUCAAAUCACUCGAACGCGCUUGAAGAUGUCGACAUCUGA
Peronospora matthiolae is the source of this 693-nucleotide messenger RNA. NCBI's taxonomy places the organism in Eukaryota, Oomycota, Peronosporomycetes, Peronosporales, Peronosporaceae. The record is from the annotation of a GenBank genome assembly.